This is a messenger RNA of Closterium sp. Naga37s-1, 933 nucleotides long. NCBI's taxonomy places the organism in Eukaryota, Viridiplantae, Streptophyta, Zygnematophyceae, Desmidiales, Closteriaceae. The record is from the annotation of a GenBank genome assembly.
AUGGCAGUUUCUCUCUCUGACCCCACUCCUCCGUUCCCACCUCUUCUCCGUUUCCCCCACCCCCCCCCAAUUCCUGGCCUCGCCAUUCCUCCCCUCGUCCAGCCGUCGUAUGCAGUGAGGGAGGGCGACAGGGUGCAGGGCAGUCUUGCCCCGCCCCAGUCACAGCACGCAUUGGAGCCAUCCGCCAUUGCCCUGCACGUGGUGCAUGAGGAUGACCACGUGGUCGUGAUCAACAAGGCUCCGCACAUGCAGGUGGUGCAUCCCGCUGCAGGCAAUUGGCAAGGCACUCUCGUGAACGCACUACUGCACCACUACCAGCUCUCCUCCUCCUCCUCCUCCUCCUCCUCCUCCUCCUCCUCCUCCUCCUCCUCCUCCUCCUCCUCCUCCUCCUCCUCCUCAUUCCCUGGGUCCGAUUUGCCCUCCAUGAAAGGAGUGGGGGAGAGGGUAGGGGACUCUCAGUCUUCUGUAGCAGCUGGUUGGGAUGAGGAGGAGGAUGAGGAGGGGGAUGAGGACGAGGAGGAAAUUGAAGAAGGGGACGAGGGAGAGGAGGGGAAGGAGGGACAGGGAGCAGAGGUGGGAGUGAGAGCAAGCAUAACAGGGGGGGCACAUGUGCGGCCUGGGAUAGUGCAUCGGCUGGACAAGGGAACAAGCGGGCUUCUUGUGGUAGCCAAGGACCCGUUCAGCCAGGCUCACCUGAGUGCGCAGUUCAAGGCACGAACCGUGCACAGAAGCUACCUCUCUCUUGUCAUUGGCACGCCGUCUCCCCUCUCCGAUCGUGUGGAUGCGCCCAUUGGUCGAGACCCCAAGGACCGCAAGCGCAUGGCCGUGCUGCCUCUCACGGGCUCUCACCGCAGCAGACGAGCCGCCAGCAGGUACUGGGUGCUGGGUCGGUUGCUGGAGGAAGCAGCUGUGGGGGCAGGAAGUGAUAUUUGA